AUGACCCGCAAGCUCCUCGCACUCGUGCCGUCGGGACUGCCGUCAAGUACUGACUUCGGGCGCUUCCAUCCAGACGCAACCGAUGCCCCACUCCUGUCCGUCGUGCUUUGGACGUCUCGCUCGACCGGUUCGAUGACCCGCACACGGCAAUUGGCUCUGGACAAGGACAAGCAAAAGCUGUUGGAGCUCCAGCGCUUGCAACCCGUGGAUGGCGCGCGCAGCUGGUUUGUGGGCAACGCCGUGCUUCAGGAUGGCGGAGUGAUGGUCUUCUCACCUGUGGAUGCACUUUUCGUGCUGCUGGAUGCUGCGUGGCCUCAGCGCGCAAGGUUUUCGUCCGUUUAUGACCUACUAGCGACAGCAGGCAACACGUGGUUGCUGCAACUUUUGACGUUGCGGCAAGUGAUUGAGUGCAUUUGUGACGUCCAGGAGAUGGCAGGAGAUGAGGAAGUGGACAACCUCUGUGUGAAGGUCAAUGAGAACAAGGUGACGUCGUGGCUGCGGACGAAGGUGGAGAGAGUGGCCAGCGUGCUGUUGAAACAGGAGCAAGAUGCAGCCGCGAAGGCUUCGACUGCGGCAGCGUUUACCGACCAGGUGAAUGUAAUUGGACACAGUUGUGUGGACAAGAAGAUCCAGGCGGAAAAGGUACAGGACGAGAAGGCAGAUGUUGCUCGACACUAUCGACAUGCGAUUGACGUGGUAGGUAACUACCUCGCGAACGAAUGGACCGACGUGCUUUGCAGCGAGUUCAGGGUCGAGAGGGAAGAGGAGGUCAAGAAUGUUGCCAAGGCUGCAGCCGGACCGAUGGAGUCAUUCCAGCGCUUCGACCGACGUCGAAUGCCAGAAAAUGCAGUGAAGCGCCCGACAUCUAUUGGUGCUGCCAGUAUCAAGAAGAAGAGCAAGCUGGAUAACGUGGAUCGCUCGGGGAUGAAAUCGCUUACGUCAUUUUUUAGCAAAAAAUAG
Messenger RNA from Peronospora matthiolae, 960 nucleotides. Lineage: Eukaryota; Oomycota; Peronosporomycetes; Peronosporales; Peronosporaceae. The record is from the annotation of a GenBank genome assembly.